Messenger RNA from Magallana angulata, 1547 nucleotides. RefSeq names its product serine/threonine-protein kinase PknD-like. Gene Ontology annotation, biological process: proteasome-mediated ubiquitin-dependent protein catabolic process; protein polyubiquitination. The record is from RefSeq and is a predicted model, not a curated record. The coding region runs from base 178 to 1032 and encodes 284 amino acids. Gene Ontology annotation, molecular function: ubiquitin protein ligase activity; protein binding. Lineage: Eukaryota; Metazoa; Mollusca; Bivalvia; Ostreida; Ostreidae. The transcript has a single exon.
GAAUUCAGCCGUGUCUCUGCCUACAAAUCCAGGAAUGAUGAUUUCAGAAGAGUGCCUCCUAAACUCACAGUGUCCUUACCAAGUUUUACCCCUCAGAAGAUCAACAAAGAUCAGCUUUAUCAACAGUUUGGUUCUCUGUCAGCGUCAUCUAUCAAAACAGAAGAGCACGGCUACACCAUGGAAUUUCCCGGUGCUGAGUCCUCUCCCCUGGACAGACCGCUCAUUGAUGUACCACGGAUCAUCACACAGAUAGACACCGAGUAUAGAGUAUUACGCAGUGUGUUCUGUCUGAGUGAUGAGGAGAUGUGGACGUGUAGUUAUGAUGACAACAUCAUGAGACUGUACAACCUCAGUGGGGAACUAGUGAAGUCAGUCCAAACCAAGUCAGGGAACGGUCCAUGGGACAUAGCAGUGACAAGGAGUGGGGAUCUAGUUUAUACUGAUUACAAUGAUAGAACUGUGAACAUAGCGAAUAAUACACAGAUACAGACAGUGAUCAGACUACGGGGGUGGAUACCUCACGGUGUCUGUAGUACCUCCUCUGGUGACCUCCUAGUUGUCAUGGACAGUAAUGAUGAUAAACAAACAAAAGUUGUGCUUUACUCUGGCUCCACAAAGAAACAAAGUAUUCAGUACGACGACAAAGGACAACCUCUCUAUUCCUCUGGUGGAUACAAUAAAUACAUCAGUGAGAACAGGAACCUAGAUAUCUGUGUGUCAGACUAUUGGGCCAAAGCAGUAGUGGUGGUCAAUCAGGCCGGGAAACUCCGGUUUACCUACACUGGUCCUCCUUCUACUACCAAGGGAUCAUUUAGUCCAUACAGCAUCACAACAGACAGCCAGGGUCGGAUCCUGACAGCAGACAAUAACAACCAUCGUAUCCACAUCCUGGAUCAGGACGGACAGUUCCUCCGCUACAUUGACAACUGUCAUUUACAGAAUCCAUGGGGUUUAUGUGUGGACACCAGAGACAACCUCUUUGUGGCUGAGCACUACACAGGUAAAGUGAAGAAAAUACAAUAUAACAUGUAAACAAACUGUCUUUAUAAUGUUCAAACUAUUUGUUUAUUUAUUUACAUGUAACAUUAGUGAAGACAUCCAUAUUACAAAUGAAACAAACCGUGUUAUAUAAUAAUCAAAUGGUUCAUGAUAUUGAAUUACAUUUAAAUAAAGUUCUCAACUGACAACAGCUAAAUAUUACAUGUAAAUAACAUGAAUAAAUUAAACUUGUUUGAUAACAUGUUUACAUGUCAACAAUCUGACUGUAUUACAUCUUGUAUGUGAACAAACUACAUGUACCUGUAUGUGUUUACAUUAUAUAUGUCAACUUACUGAUUGUUUUAUGUAUUGGAUGUUAACUGUGUUUAUGUAUUGGGUGUGUUGUCAACAGACCAAAUGUGGUACAUAUUUGAUACUCCAAACAUUGCGUGCAAUCAAACGGAGUGUGUAAUAUUAUUAUAUUUAAUAUAUGUUAAAUUUGAAUACAAUGUAUAUUGUUUAUAUGUGUAUAUUAAAUAAUAAAUGUAAAUAAACUGUAUAAUUAUAAA